GCGAUAAGUCGUGUGCGAGCUUCUUCGCGUCAUCAUCCCACUUCGUUAUAUACACGACUCGAUUGUCGAGCUCUUCCUUGAAAAGCUCCAGCAAUUCCAGUCUAUGUGAGUCAUGGCCACUGACGAAUCACCAAAUCAGGCGGACUUGUCUUCCGUAGAGGAAAGUUUGAUGAGUCUAGAGAAGCUGGACAGAGCGUCUCCCGAUUUAUGGCCCGAGCAAAUUCCAGGUGUGCACGAGUUUGUCGCACAGAACUCGCCACUGACCGAGCCGUGUUUCUGGGCUGCAAACUUCUCAACGGAUGACAUAAGCCACUUGCAUCAAUUGGGUAAUUUGACAAUGACCGGGCUUAUCUCGGAAGUGAAAAGACUGCACGAUAUAGCUUAUCAGCUGGGUCUCGAGGAGGCGAAGGAAAUGACACGCGGCAAAUAUCUGAAUAUAUUUAGACACAAGUAAAGUACCACUCUUUGAUUCGCCAAAGAAUAAAAAAAAAACAAAUUCAUGAGAAUGCG
Messenger RNA from Ooceraea biroi (clonal raider ant), 510 nucleotides. RefSeq names its product DREAM core complex component lin-52 (gene lin-52). Gene Ontology annotation, biological process: regulation of DNA-templated transcription. Lineage: Eukaryota; Metazoa; Arthropoda; Insecta; Hymenoptera; Formicidae. The record is from RefSeq and is a predicted model, not a curated record. Gene Ontology annotation, cellular component: DRM complex.